CUCGGAGCGUCUCGUACUGCGGAACCCGGCGCGGGGAGUGAGCGAGCCUGAGAGCCAACAACGAGCGAGCGCGGAGCGGGCAGCGGGCGGAGCGGAGCGGAGCCGCCGGGGAGAGCGGGCUCGGAGCCCCCGGGUCUGCGCGGCUCGGGACCUGGCGGUGGUGGGGGCGGCGAUGUUCCACUGCAUCCCCCUGUGGCGGUGCAACCGUCAUGUGGAGACCAUCGACAAGCGCCACUGCUCCCUGGUCUACGUCCCGGAGGAGAUCUACCGCUACGCCCGGAGCCUGGAGGAGCUGCUGCUGGACGCCAACCAGCUCCGCGAGCUGCCUGAGCAAUUUUUCCAGCUAGUCAAAUUACGAAAGCUCGGACUUAGUGAUAAUGAAAUUCAGCGGCUCCCUCCAGAAAUAGCCAACUUCAUGCAGCUGGUGGAACUUGAUGUGUCCCGAAAUGAUAUUCCUGAGAUUCCAGAAAGCAUCUCAUUCUGUAAAGCACUGCAAAUAGCCGACUUCAGUGGAAACCCGUUGACUAGGUUACCGGAAAGCUUUCCUGAAUUACAGAAUUUAACAUGUCUUUCUGUAAAUGACAUCUCAUUACAAUCUCUGCCUGAAAAUAUUGGCAAUCUGUAUAACCUGGCUUCACUGGAACUGAGAGAGAAUCUUCUUACCUAUCUUCCUGACUCUCUUACUCAGCUACGGAGACUAGAAGAACUUGAUUUAGGAAACAAUGAAAUCUAUAACUUGCCAGAAUCAAUUGGAGCUCUUUUCCAUCUAAAGGACCUCUGGUUAGAUGGGAACCAGCUGUCAGAAUUGCCUCAGGAAAUAGGAAAUCUGAAAAACCUGCUGUGCUUAGAUGUCUCUGAAAACAGACUGGAAAGACUUCCUGAAGAAAUCAGUGGACUGACUUCAUUAACAGAUUUAGUCAUUUCCCAGAACUUACUAGAAAUUAUCCCUGAUGGCAUUGGAAAACUAAAGAAGCUGUCAAUCUUGAAGGUGGAUCAGAACAGGCUCACCCAGUUGCCUGAAGCAGUUGGGGAGUGUGAAAGUCUUACUGAGUUAGUUCUUACAGAAAACCGGCUCCUGACCUUACCUAAGAGCAUUGGAAAACUUAAGAAGUUGAGCAACUUGAAUGCAGACAGAAAUAAAUUAGUGUCUUUACCAAAAGAGAUCGGCGGAUGCUGCAGCCUCACUGUGUUCUGCGUGCGUGACAACAGACUAACUCGGAUACCUGCAGAGGUGUCACAGGCCACAGAACUUCACGUCCUGGAUGUGGCAGGGAACAGGUUGCUGCAUCUGCCUUUGUCCCUGACCACCUUGAAACUAAAGGCUUUGUGGUUGUCUGACAACCAGUCUCAGCCUCUGCUCACCUUCCAGACAGACACGGACCAUGCCACAGGAGAGAAGAUUCUAACCUGUGUCCUACUUCCUCAGCUGCCUUCUGAACCUCCUUGUCCAGAGAACCUGCCUCGUUGUGGUGCACUGGAGAACCUGGUAAAUGACGUCUCUGAUGAAGCCUGGAAUGAGCGGGCAGUAAACAGAGUCAGUGCAAUCCGAUUUUUGGAAGACGAAAAAGAUGAAGAAGACAAUGAAACGAGGACACUUCUAAGGAGAGCCACUCCACACCCCGGGGAGUUAAGGAACAUGAAAAAGACAGUGGAGAAUUUACGGAAUGAUAUGAAUGCUGCUAAAGGACUGGAUUCAAACAAAAACGAGGUCAAUCACGCCAUUGAUAGAGUGACCACUUCUGUGUAGAGUUGCGCCUCCAGGUUUUACCUCCUGUGUCUCCCCCUGCUGUCUGAGGUGUUCCACUCUGCUCCUGAGGGCCUCACACAGCCCUUUGUGUUCACCGCACCUGCUAGCCGCCACCACCGCCGUCCUCGCCUGUGUCCAGUGUCAGGACACCAUCUCCUCCAGGAAGUGCCUUACUCACCCCUCAGCCAGUGAUUGCACAGUGAUCUCCCUGCGCAGUUUUUUUUUUUUUUCUUUUAAAAUUUUAGUUGUUUGUCAUAAGUAGAAUACACUACUGUAAACAUCUGACCUUUGUUUUUGUCUUAUGUUGGGGAAGGGAAAGCAGGAUGGGGAAUUUUUAUCCUCCUCCCUUCCAUUAAGUGCUGGGACAUUUGAACCCAAGUUCUUUGGACCUACUGAUGAGAGGUAGUUUUAACAUGUGGGGAAAAUUGAUACUUUUUAAAUCUCCUUUGGCAGCUCAGAUGGUGUAAAUUUUAAACUUUUGUAUAGGUAUUUCAUAACAAAAAUAUGUAUUUUGUUGUAAUUUUAUCUUGAAAACGGUACAUAUUUUAGUGUUUGUGCAGAAAAGCAGACGAGUCCUAACGUAUUUUUUUUCGUGUGUCCCAUCCACUGUGCCUUACUGUAUCGUGUAUCAUGUCAAACCAGCUGUAAGCAGUGGCAUCUUUGGGCAAUGAGAUGAAACUGGGUGUUUUUAAAGCAGUGUUGCAUUUUAACCAGUAAUCUACCUAGUGGAUUUGUUUUUAACCAAAAAGAUGAAUUACCAUCGAUUUGUAAAUUAUAUAAGUUGAUUUUUUUCCAAAAAGAUGAACCAAAGGAUUAGGCUGCUUAAUAUUCCAUUUCUUACACCUUACACAAGGAAGUCUCUUACAGUGAGUGCAGUGUCAAGACUGUGCCUACUCUGGAGAUGUGCGCCAUUUGUGUCAUAAAGUAGAGCAGAAAAGCACAAAAAGAAGACUGGCUCAGAAAUUCAGUGGAUGAAUGAAUUAUGUGCUGCAAAAGAAAGUAUGAUUUUUACUGAAGAAAGCUUUACAAGUUUUAUAUCCAGAUGUAAGACCAUAAUAAAGCAAAAUAACCUACUACCCUAAAAAAUGUUGCUAUCUUUAAGUGCAAUUUAAUUUGUAAAUAGAGUUUGAAUCAAAGUAUAACAAAGUAGCUAAUUUAAGGGGCCUGGGGACAUGUGUUGGUAUGUUUCUGUUGAUUCCUUUUUUGUAUGCUGUGAUAAAAGAGAAAUGAAAUUGCCAGUCACUCUGUGGUGUCUGAGAAAAUCAUGUUGGUUUUUAUUUCCCCUCCUCCUUGAAAUAAACUCACUCUGAACA
This is a messenger RNA of Lepus europaeus (European hare), 3060 nucleotides long. RefSeq names its product leucine rich repeat containing 1 (gene LRRC1). The transcript is spliced from 14 exons. Gene Ontology annotation, biological process: neurotransmitter receptor transport postsynaptic membrane to endosome; neurotransmitter receptor transport, endosome to postsynaptic membrane. Gene Ontology annotation, cellular component: postsynaptic membrane; postsynaptic density; adherens junction. The coding region runs from base 173 to 1747 and encodes 524 amino acids. The record is from RefSeq and is a predicted model, not a curated record. Lineage: Eukaryota; Metazoa; Chordata; Mammalia; Lagomorpha; Leporidae. Gene Ontology annotation, molecular function: protein binding.